Toxorhynchites rutilus septentrionalis is the source of this 31549-nucleotide messenger RNA. Its product is annotated as 5-hydroxytryptamine receptor 2B-like. The transcript is spliced from 11 exons. NCBI's taxonomy places the organism in Eukaryota, Metazoa, Arthropoda, Insecta, Diptera, Culicidae. Gene Ontology annotation, biological process: adenylate cyclase-activating adrenergic receptor signaling pathway. Bases 1968 to 3641 code for a protein of 557 amino acids. Gene Ontology annotation, cellular component: membrane. Gene Ontology annotation, molecular function: G protein-coupled amine receptor activity. The record is from RefSeq and is a predicted model, not a curated record.
UUCGAUGCGUUCGCAGCGUUGCGCGUUUCCGCUGCUGCCACAAAACGGCCAAACAACGACCGGAUGUGUGUAACUCCCGUGUUAUCUUCCCGAGGAGAGACGGUUUUGAAUCAUUGCUGUUUUUUGUUGACACCGAAAAUGGGAACCGAUUGAACGCUUGAAAUAGUGUUAUGGUGAUAUUUUAGCCCCAACUAAUCGGGAAAUGAAAAGGGUUGAUUUGUUUGUGAAACCCUUUUGGAGAGAGCGCGUGUGGAAGAUAGAAGCGUAGCGCCUCGUUGUUAUUAAAAACAAAUUGGUGAAUGGUUACUCCCGAAUGUACGCUUCGAGGACCCCACAAUAGCAAGCAAUCAAAAUACCAUCAGGAGCGAGCAUUUAAUUUUUUUUGUUUUGUUUGUGUGUUAUAUCAUAGAGAACGGGCGUGUGCUGAGUAUUUCUUUUUUUUUUUUUUUUUGGUUUAGGUGCGAUGUGGGAAUCUGUUUUCCGCGAAGACCGUCCUCCGCAGGGAUGGGAAAGUGAUUUUCAAGUGCUCGGGACGACAUACGUUAUCGGAGUCGGUGUACAUUCGGAAGCAUAAUUACAGGCGUGUCGAAUCGCUCUCGCUGAUAAUGGAAACCGCUCGCUUGUGUGUCAUCGACUGCCGAAUCGGCCCCAUAGGGCUUCCGAUAGGGAGCCUCCGAUAGCGGGAUGAUCGGCGAACGUGGAGAGAAGAAGAAAACGAAGAGGUGUCGAAGCUUUGUGGUUUCUGAAAUCAAUUUCGAAUCGAUCGGUGCGGGGAGAGAUUGGAAUGACAGUGUCGGGAUUAGAUUGGGUGAUUGCAAUGAUGAGAUUUUGUAGAGUGUGAACCAAACGAAUACCAUCCUUCUGCUUGCCUACGAUCUAAUCAUUCGAAGCCGAAGAGAGCUCGGCGAAACAUAAAAGGCAAAGAAAAAAAAAAUGUUAUCGGAAAAUUAGUGCUGUUUGGAAGGAAACCACCGAACAAGUUCAUUACAUUCCCAGCGAAGAAAACAAGUUCAUCGUCGGGAAGUCUCAUCGAAUUUGGUUUUUGUGGUACUCAACCCGUGGGGGCGGAAAAUUGAAGAAGCAAAGUUUCCUUCUCCCCCCCCCCUUUGUUUUCACCCCAUCCACUUUGAUAAACUUGAGAGCUUUGGUGUUUCCCAAAAUGUCAGGGAAAAAUAAGAGCGUGGGGGAAAUUGCUAUUGAAAAUUAUUACCUUGGAACCAUAACGGCCACACGAAGCUGCUGAAGACAAAAAGUGAAAGUAGUUCUGUAGCAGCCCCAGCCAGACUUGCCCCGAAGUUCGUACGGCGAGCAGCUGAGCCUCACGAUAAACAAUUGGAGAAGAAACGCCACCGCCGCAGCCGCCGCCAGCUUCGGGCCACCCACAGCUUUUUGACCGGCUGUCGGAUAAAUGAAUGUUUAGGACAGUAAUCAGCAUUCGGGGGCUGCCACCAGUGGAGGGAGGGGUGGCAUAAAUUGUUUUCGAAACUUUUUUCCCCGUGGUUCGCCUGAGCCGUUGAAAUCCGGCGCGGUGUGCCGAAAGACAGUGAACUGGGUCGAGGAUACGAAACCUGCUGUGCUGUGGGUGAGAAGACUUCUUUCGGAAUCGAAGCGUACCAUCGGCCAGACGGAAGGAACCUCUCGGGCCGAGAAGAUGAAAUAGCUUCUCCGGGGGAGACGCCGUUUCGCCACGCCAAAUACCGAUAGGGGCACCGAGCACCACGACGACAACAGCCAUGACCAACGCUAUCAAUCAACAGGGGCCGGAAAGUUACCACCGUCGUUCGUUUGUCGAGUGUCUUCAGCGUAAUUCGUCGCAUGCCAGCGUCGCCAUUCCCUUGGUUGUUUCGGAGAUCCCUGGAAUCAUCACCAUCGUCACCAGCAAACGGGCGGCUCCUCAUCCAUGGCAGUAGAGGCUGAGUCAUCAAUCUUAUAGCAGGGCAGGACAGUAAAACUCCUGGCGUGAAAACAUGGACUUCCACGAGGCACCACCGCCCAGACCACCCAGCCUCGGGACCACAUUCACCAAGUCCAACGAUGUGUACGAUUACAUAUUCAUCGACAGUGGCAGUCCGGAUUCGUACCUGGCCGGUGAGCUUGGAAGUCUCGUGAACGACACUCUGCUGCUCAAUGGCACCGCGCUCAACACCAACGGCAGUGACCUGGCCGGGUCCGGCAAUGGAACGACCGGCGGGCUGGACGAACCACUGGCGGACGUUAUCGCGAUGGCGGUGACGUCGCUCAUACUCGGACUGAUGAUACUAGUUACCGUUAUAGGAAACGUUUUUGUAAUUGCUGCCAUCAUAUUAGAACGUAAUUUACAAAAUGUAGCGAAUUAUUUAGUAGCGUCACUGGCAGUGGCGGAUUUGCUCGUGGCGUGUUUAGUGAUGCCGUUGGGUGCAGUUUACGAGAUAAGCCGAGGCUGGAUUCUGGGGCCCGAACUUUGUGAUAUAUGGACGUCGUGCGACGUUCUCUGCUGCACGGCUUCAAUUCUACAUCUGGUGGCUAUUGCCACGGACAGAUACUGGGCGGUAACCAAUAUCGAUUACAUGCACUCCCGCACCAGCCGCCGGGUGUUCACGAUGAUUUUCCUGGUGUGGUUUGCCUCCGUCAUCGUUUCCCUGGCGCCCCAGUUCGGCUGGAAGGAUCCAGACUAUCUACAACGAAUAGAGCAGCAGAAAUGCAUGGUUUCGCAGAACAUCGGAUACCAGAUCUUUGCCACCUGCUGCACCUUUUAUGUUCCUCUUUUAGUUAUAUUGGUGCUGUACUGGAAGAUUUAUCAAACCGCUCGCCGACGGAUACACCGGAGGCGACCCAAGCCACCACCGGUGACGGGUAAUAACAAUCAGGAACAAACGCCAAAGCAAACAAAAUCAAAAAUACGCUUCCGUCUGAAGAAGAAGUUCUCUAAUCCGGCCAAAUCGGCAGCUUCUUCGUUGGGUCUGGUGGAGGGCAACUCGACCAACACGGUAAACUUGGUCGAAGACACCGACACCGGGAAUGCAAAUAGCGACCAGAAGGCUGGCAUCGAGACGGCUUUCAGCAGUGACGAGACUGCGGUAACCGCCGUCACGAAUAGUCAAAUACCAACCGUUUCCCAGGAAGUGGACCACCGACAACUGACGGAACCACUGGAAGCGAACAACAACAAUCACAACAAUAACAACAACUCAGCGGCUGAAAGCAAUACUCAUCAGCAGAACACGCAGUCUACGUUGCAACCGACCAGCAACAAUGUCCUCCUGCCGCCUGUUCAGAACUCCCCCACCCCACUCGGAGCGGCAGCCCACACCGGAUCCACGCUGAACAUUGCCAGCACCCCGAACCCACACGCACAGGUUUCCAAGCGGAAGGAAACCCUGGAAGCGAAGCGGGAACGUAAAGCGGCCAAAACGCUGGCAAUCAUCACGGGCGCCUUCGUCGUCUGCUGGUUGCCAUUUUUUCUGAUGGCUCUGCUGCUUCCGCUGUGCGAAUCCUGCUCCAUCAACGACACCGUCGCGUCACUCUUCCUAUGGCUCGGAUACUUCAACUCGACGCUCAAUCCGGUCAUCUACACCAUCUUCAGCCCGGAGUUCCGGCAGGCCUUCAAGCGGAUCCUGUUCGGAUCGCAUCGGAGCACCACUUAUCGCCGCGGCCAACUGUAAUGCUAGUCCGCUAGUGCCAACCGUUAAGGUGCCGGACGAGUCGCCGAGUCGAGCCUCGGACCAGCAGUAGUGGCAGCAGCAGCAGCGAAAGCCAGCCAAGAGCCAGCAUUGCCGGAAUAAACCACCUGUAGAUGCGGCGACCGAACGAUGGGUGCCAAAGGACGAGAAGAGGGCGUCGGACUACAAGCAAGUGGGUUUGGGGAUUAAAUUAGGAAGGAAGCAACUUUGUGUAAGUAAUUCCGCAAUGAACAAACAAAACUAAGGAUUGUGCAAUGUGACGGGAUUUGAGCAAAAACACGACAAAUGAGCAAGUUUGUCUAGGAUGUAAGGAUGUAGGCUAGAGGAUUUUAAUUUGAACUAGAUAAUCGCGAAAAUUGCGUCGUCGUGCAGAAUAAUGUAUGUAUCUAUUGUACAGGGUGUAAAUAGACGCUGAAACCAUUUAGAAUUAGUCGGCAGCUGCCGAAACAGGGCCAGCAGCUUAGCGGAUGAUAAUGAUCAAAGUCUGUGCUCAUUCAAACUUACAACCGUGACGUGAAAACAAAUUGGCAAUGCAAUAAUGUCAAACCAGUUCUUGAAAAUUUCAACGAAAAUGACAUAAAUCCAAUUAUGUACCCAGAACCAACCGUGUCCAACACAUGGUGGAAGAGUAAUAACAACAAAACAGCGUAGACGAUGAAAGCGGAUGAAAAACUCAUAAAUGGUAAGCGGAUAAAUCGAAUUUGGAGUGAACGGAUCCCCGCCCCCUAAGCCACCGCGUGUAUGCGAAAUGAACAUGGGAAAAACGGCAGUUCCAGAUGUGCUUUCAUAGACAAGGGAAAAAGUUGGCAUUUCGUCGAUACAAGAGAAAAAAGGGUGAGAUUUGAACGGAGCUUUCCUAUUUUUGCGCUAAUUGAUAUUUGAUUCCAAAACAGGUACCGUUUUCUGCCAAAGCGAUACAAUUGCGCUUAAAUUUCAAAGACUGCACUCGGAAAUUUGUAUUUAAUUUUCCGACGCUCUUGAAGAGGUACAAUGUUCAUCAGAAGUAUAGAGGUUAGGGUGGCAGCGAAAAUGGUCGUGUCAAAUUUCAAAAACCGACCGUGUACAUUUUGUUUAUUGGUUCAAAAAAAUGAUCUGUGCAAAGUUUCAGCUCAAUCGGACAUGAUUUAGGGGUGCCUCAAAGCGCUCAAAGUUUUAAUGAUGAUGAUGAUGAUGAUGGUCCCGCCUCCUUCCCCUACAGAGGUUUGAGCAAGACGAGUUAUCUAAAAGAUAAUUAAUUUUUUUUUCAACAUUGAAAUCAGUUUAGCAAACAUGAAAAACGAACUGAUUUUAUUUACAGAUAAAAGUUCAAAAAAUUGCAAUGUCCAAAAAAGCCAAUACUCAGUCAUGUCCGCCACAGAGCCAAGUGGUCCACCAGAGCACAAGUCCAACCGCCAGCCUUGUUUUAGAUUGACUGUGAACACCCUCAUUCAGAGAAAUCGAGAAAAUUUCCUUUACGAAAAAUUCCUAGACCGGCACAUAAAAAAAACUUUCAAUUUAAUAUCCUUUAUAUCUGUGUCUCGCGCGCGACGCUCAAACUUUUGUAGACUACUUUUAUUUUUUUUAAACUAAUACAACUAUAAGAACGACAAAAUAAAAAAAAUAGUCCAUCAUCACCAAGAUCAUGACAGACAUAAUAGAGAUCAAUACAAAUUUAAAAAAAGAUUAUUUAAAUAAAAUUAAAUAAUCUACAUAAUAUAAUCCGUUCAAAAAAAACUUCGUCAGAUUCAUUGAAAACAAACUGCAAAAAAAUUGUCCACAUUAAAUUAUCCGUUCGUAUAAAACUUCGUCAGUAAAGAUCUUCGUCAUAAAAAUAAACAAAAACUCGUUCAGCUGUUAUGAGAACACAGCUUUUACAUGUGAAAUACAGUGCCUCUUAAAUUCUGUAAGUGUUGUUGCGAAUUUAAUAUGUCUUGGCAUCGAGUUGAACACAUUUAUUCCUUUGAAGUACAACGAAUUUUGUGAAGCACAUGACAAGAAAUUAGGUGUUCUUAUUUCAUUCGCGUUUCUAGUGUUAUAACCAGAGAUGCCAACCUUCCUGAUUUUUCAGGAUUUCCCAGACUUUUUAGCAUGCUCCCUGAUAUCCUGACGAACACUCAAUUUAUCCUGAUUUUUCUGAAAUGAUCCUGAUUUUUCCUGAAUUUUGUACUCUUGACAUUAUUCGUGAUAAAUACACUAUGCCAAAGUUUUCUGUCAUGAUAGUUCUCCGGUUCGCCCUUGUAUAUAUCUUACAUUAAGUUAAACUGUGUGUUUAACUUUUUUUUAUCUCUACCCUCGUGGCUUUCCAAAGCAGUGCUAAAAAAUUCAUGAAACCAGAUUGUCCGACGAAUUUAUGAAAUUACAACGAGAUUGAGUUUAAGGAACAACAUUGCCUUAUUGAAAAUAAUGUUUAAUAAAAUGUAAUAAAAUUACUAAGUAGAAAAUUUUUUAAUCCACAGUCAAUAUAAAAAGAUUUUAUAUGUAAUUGGUUCGUCUGAUUCAAAGUGGAAUGAACUUUAAUGAUGGGACUAUGGUAAAUAUAUCUUUAACCGUACUAAACAUCAUGAGAAUUAGGAAAAAUUCAAUAAGUCCACUUCCACUGCGGAUGCUUUUCUCAUUUGUCGAGUAAAGAUUUAUUCCAAAGCAUGGAUGAUGAAUUCAGUGAAAAUUUGAAUAUUGAUUUCUCUGCAAAUGACUAUAGUGAUGCUGUAGGUUUUUCGGAAAAAAUAUAAACGAUCAAAAAGUCAGGCGAAACACUAGCAUUUCCGCUUAUGCGAGAAUUUAUACCAUGCUUAUUAAUUAUUUUACAUAUCCGGUCUUCGCCCGAAAGAAGAUAUACUCUGUUCCUGGUGGAAUUUGAAAUGGAUUAUGAUGAUUACUAUGAGCUACUACCAAGCAACCUGUUUCUCACAUGUAUGGCUCGCAGCAGUUAUCGACGAUAAAGAAAACAUGUUCUGGAAGGAUAGAAUAUUUAAGCUGUGUGAAAGAUGACGAAAGAUUGUGAAACAGAACUAUGGAUAUAAAAUUAAAUUAUAAUGAUUUGAUUGAAAAUGAUGUUUUUGUUUUCCCAAAAAUCGACAUUAACUUUUCGGACAAUCCAAUAUGAGCUAUUCUAAUUUAUCCUGAUUUUUAUUUUCAUUCUUCCUGAUUUUUUCAAAUUAUAGUUGGCAACCCUGGUUAUAACUAUGAAAGUCACUUCCUCUUUCAACUCGAUCACACAAAUAUCGAGGCAGCAAACCGUUAAUUACUUUAAAAAUGAACACCAUAAUUAAAUAAACAAUUCUUUGCUUCACGGAUAACCAUUGCAGAGCGUCCAACAUUAAAGAUGAGGAAGUGAAUCUGUUACAUUUUAGUAUCAACCGCAUUAUUUUGUUUUGCAAGCGCUGUAAUCUCGAUAUUUGUGUGUCAUUGGCUAAAAAUAAAAUGGAAGAGCAAAAGUCUAAAUGAGGAGAGAUGAUUGAUUUGUAUAGCUGUAUUUUGCUGCAAAUAGUUAAAUUGUUUUUCAAUCGACAUAAGAUUCCAUACUUCUUGGCAAUUUUCUUGAUGACAUUGUCAAUGUGAGUGUUGAACUUGAGUUUGUCAUCAAUAAUCACGCCAAGAUAUUUAAUGUCCCGAACUCGAUCAAUAGUCUCAUUAUCAAUAACGAUGGAGACGUUUUCAUUUAAACGAUUUCGCGAGAUUACCAUAUAUUUAGUUUUACUUAUGUUCAAUUUCAAUUGCUACUUAAAGAAUGUAAAUCUCCAUUCAAAUGUAAAACGACCUGAUCUAAAUCAUUAGCUGCAAUGAAUAACACAUUAUCAUCUGCAAUAAGAUUGAUAUCACAAAAUCGUAAAACUCUUCGCAUGUCAUUGAUAUACAUAAUAAAUAAAAGGGGCCCUAAUACACUUCCCUGAGGUACUCCAAGAUUAUUCCCUAGGGGAUUCGAAAUUGCAUCAUUAAAAAUAGUCCGUUGAGUUCUGUCAUUUAAAUAGCUUUCGAACCAUUUAUAUGCAGUACUCGUAAAUCCAAAGCGCUUAAUCGUGUUCAACAAAAAGGGCCUAGAAAUUGUUUCGAAAGCGCGUUUUAGAUCCAAAAAAACAGCAAUGAUAUUCUCUUUGCACUCUAGUUUCUCUUUCCAUUUUGCUAAUACCAAGUUCAAUGCGGUUUCACAGGAAUGACCUUCCCGAUAUCCCGAUUGUUCUGGUAUUAGCAAAGCAUUGCAAUUUAAAUAUUCCAGCAACGACUACUUCUAAUAUUUUCUCUAGCGUGUGCAAUAUAUUGAUGGGACGAAACUCUUCGGCUUUAAUCGUUCCAGCAACCUUUUGAAUUGGAACUAUUAAAGAUUCCUUCCACACCUUAGGCACAUGCCCAGUUAGCAAAGAUUUAUUAAUAAGGUCCAGCAAGAUGUGAUCGAUGACAUGAAAGCAAUCUUGAAUAACUCUAGCAUUGACAUUAUCCACUCCAGUCGUUUUUCCUAAAGAAAAGCAAAUAGUUCUAAGUUCAUUUAAUGUAAUUGGGUGAAAACUUUCAAAUCUACAACUACUGUUAACCGGCUGUUUUAUUUCUUUAGGUUCAUCAACCAAUUCAAUGGACUGAUUGAUCAAUGAAACACUAUUGACAAAAUAAUCGUUAAACUUAGAUGCUAUAGCCUGUUCAGACUGUUCAAGUAUGCCAUUAAAAGUUAUGGACCGCGGUUUGCUAUUACUAGGUUUUAAUAAAGAUUUCAAAAUUUUCCAUAACUCCUUGCUGUUGCUUUGAUGCAGAUCAAUCUUCCUCUGAAUAUAAAGGGUGUGUCAAAUCAAAUUGCAUCACGGAAAAAACGCUGUAGAAAUUUAAUUUUUAGGAAUUAUAUCUUCAGCUUUCGCUUAUAAUCAGAUAAGAGUGUAUAUAGAUCACGUUGGCCAUGCUUCACUGCCAAUUUUUCGUAAAUUUGGAAAAAUGUCGUCGAACGAAAAAGAGCGUCAUGAAUUAAUCCUGUGCACUCAUUUCGAGAAUCCGGAGUUGUCACAUCGGGACAUCGGUAAGAUGCUGGGAAUCGUCCAAUCCACGGUCAGCAGAGUACUAAAACGAUACUUCGAGAACCUAACCAUCGACCGGAAGGUGAAGAACGGCAAAAAGGGAUGCUCCGUCAGUGAAAAAGAUCACAAGUGCGUAGUUAAGCAGUUUAGACGUGAUCCGAGAAGUUCGGUCCGGGAUGUCGCCAAUAAGCUGAAUUUGUCAAGUUCAUUCGUCCAGCGGACCAAGCAGCGGGAGGGCCUGCGUGCAUACAAGGUUCAGAAGGCUCCUUACCGCGACGAAAGGCAAAACAUGGUGGGGAAGACGCGAGCCCGGAAGCUGUACACCGAAAUGCUGACGAAGCCGCAUUGCCUGGUAAUGGACGACGAAACCUACGUCAAAGCGGACUUUCGUCAGCUGCCGUGCCUGUUGUUCUUCUCCGCAGAGGACAAAUUCAGCGUUCCGGAGGAGAUUCGCAAGCAGAAACUAUCCAAGUUUGCCAAAAAGUACAUGGUGUGGCAAGCGAUCUGCUCUUGCAGAAAGCGGAUCCCCCCCUUCGUGAUGACCGGCACGGUAAACGGGCAGGUUUACCUUAAGGAGUGCCUACAGAAGCGCUUACUACCACUAUUGAAGCAGCACGAGGGGCCGACCAUCUUCUGGCCGGAUCUCGCUUCGUGCCACUAUUCAACGGACGUGUUGGAGUGGUACGAAGCCAACGGGGUCACCUUCGUGCCAAAGGAAAUGAACCCGCCCAACGCGCCGGAGCUUCGCCCAAUAGAGAAAUAUUGGGCGAUUAUAAAGCAGGCCCUCCGGAAGAACCCAAAAGUUGUCAAAUCGGAGGCGGACUUCAAGAGAAAAUGGAUUUCUGUUAAAAAAAAAUUACAACCUGACGUUGUACAGAACCUUAUGGACGGGGUAAAGAGGAAGGUGCGAGCAUACGGGCUUGGGCUCGAAGUAUGAAUAAAAAGAAAAUGCCAAAAGUUGUUUAACAGUUUUUAUUUUACUGUCUAAAAUUUUCAAAAGGAUCGGUCUACUGGGCGAAUUUCUACAGCGUUUUUUCCGUGAUGCAAUUUGAUGUGACACACCCUUUAUUCACAACGAGUUUUCUUAAUCGACUGUGAAUAUAUAUUGCGCGCGUUUGUGUACAUAUUCCAAUGAUUUCCAUCAUUUGUUCUACAAAAUUUCUUGUACCAUCUGUCUCUCUCACGUUUAAGGCGUAAAAGAUCCAAAUUGUACCAGCUGUUCGAGUAUUUCAUAGGAACAAAUUUUUGCGUAACAAGCCGAUUUGUACACUCUUUCAAGGUAUUAGCUAGAACAGCUGAUGAUUCAUCUAAAUUACCGACCUCGAAUGGAAAAUCCAGGCUUCUCACUACGAGAUUCGAAACAGCAUGCUUCGAAUAUUUCCUCCCGCACUUUAAUUUCACAACAUCUUCGUUUACCACGAGAUUAUCUACAAUAUUGAUAAUUAAAGUCUCAUGAUCGGUUAUUUUCAAAUUGGUAUCCGUGACUGUGUAAAUAGUAUCAAAAUUGGAAUAAACAUGAUCAAUGAAAGUUUUACUGUGCCUGGAAAUGCGCGUAAAUUCAUGUACUGUUUGUUUCAAAUUGAAGAAAUCGGAUACACGCUUCAAAUGGUUCGAAUUGUAGUCAUCACGCCAAUUAAUAUUGAAAUCACCAGCUAAUAUAUUCAAUUUGCUAGAGUCAAGGAACAUUUCAAGCCAGUUUUCUAAAAUUUCAACAAAACGCAAGUCGCUUGAGCUGGGACUAUGAUACAAAACACCAAAAUUAACCAUCUUCAUGCCAUGUUCAACUGUAAUGCCCAAGAACCAGUUACCAUCAACAACUUCGUUGAGGCGAAGAUUGAAUUGAACUGAUUCUCUGACAUAAAUAGCAACACCACCAGUGUGCCUAGAAUGUGAUAAACACGCAGCAACAUUAUAUCCCGGAAUACUAUACUGAUCAAAUGAUUCUAUUUCAACAAUGUGUGUUUCAGACAUAAGGACUAGAAAUGGACGCUUUUCCUCAACAAUCUGACUUAGUUUCUUCGAGAGCGUGGUUCAAAGGUUUGGACGUAAGUCGUGACUUCAUUCGUGUAAUGAGUAGACUUAUGUCCAACCACUACUCGCUAGAUGUGCACCUCCACAGAAUAAAUCUUGUUCAAAACAAUGUCUGUCGGUGUGGAAACGGUUACGAUGACAUCGAUCACGCAGUUUGGCAAUGUAUGGAUAAUGACGCAGCCAGAGAGUACCUUUUGAAUGCCCUUGAGGUCCAAGGAAGACAACCCUAUGUUCCUGUUAGAGACGUGUUGGGAACUCGCGACAUCUGCUAUAUGCAGUUGAUCUAUAUGUUUGUGAAACGGUCUAGUAUAAGAAUUUAAUGGUUUUGUGUUUUUUUUCUUUUUCGUUAUUAGUUUGUUUGUCUUGUCCCCUCAUCUCACCGUCGCCCACCCUCGACAGCUAGUCGAACACCAGAUGCUAUCCCUGGUCAUUAUGCACAAUGCUACAGUGCGUGCGGCAACCCUCGGUUGAGACAAUGAUACCUCAUAUCCAUAUCCCUAACCUGACCCGUCCCACAAAAAUUGUUGCCCCUCUAACCUCGAGUAAACCGCGAGUAAUCGGUCGAAACCUACUAAACAUAGAUUUAAGAUGAAAUUUUUGUAAAAACAAAACUUGAGUUAGCGGCUCCGCAAAGCUUAUGCGAUUGAGCCUUACAAAUAAACGAAUUGGAAAAAAAACAAUCUGACGUAACGCUACGUAGUUUGUUGACAGUCCCGCAAUAUUUAAAUACAAAAUAUAAUAUUGGUUCACAAUUCUUCAGGAACCUGGUUGCUAUUUAUUGAAAUGCUAGCUGCUUUUUUUUCAAAUCAAAAAGUCUCUGAUAUACUAAACAUUCAGAGCUAAAUGCGGCAUGAUUGACGUCCAAAUUCAAUUUCCGUUCUUUAUUCAUUUUCAAACAAUUAACACAUUUCAACACAGUUGACUAGCAUUCAGAUGUCUUGUGUUUCUGACUACACCUUGAGCACGUUUCAAAAUUUUGUUUGCAAUCCGUGCUCUUGUGUCCAAAUUCUCCACAUUUGAAGCAUCUUAAUACAUUAAUCGCAGGAACUACGGAGCACCGAUCGAACCUCACAUUUACUUUUUUCGCGUUCAAUAAACAGUUAUAUGUGUCAACAUCUACUUCAAUUACAGCAGUAAACUUAUUGUAGGUGAAGCGUGGAUUUUCGUACACAUUUAAAACCUUUACAUCUUUUAUUUCGAUGCCUUCAUUCUGACUUCGGAGGUAAUCAAUGAAAACAUCGGAGGAAUGCUGAUCGCUCAUGCCCACGAUUUUUAAUCUAGGCACCGAUAUGGGAACAACAGCACUAUACUUCUCACCCAAAUUGCUUUCGAUGUCAUCUUUCACAUUGUCUAUAUUAGCUCCAGUUGCACACUCAACAAUGAUGGAGCCAUUUCUUCCAUUUCUGAAAUUACUAAUUUUGUGUGUUCUUGGAUCUAAUUAUGCAUUUGAAGGCUUCCGAGUAUACUCGCUUUGAGGCACCUCUAAAUCAUGUCCGAUUGAGCUGAAACUUUGCACAGAUCAUUUUUUUUGAACCAAUAAACAAAAUGUACAUGGUCGGUUUUUGAAAUUUGACAUGACCAUUUUCGCUGCCACCCUAACCUCUAUACUUCUGAUGAACAUUGUACCUCUUCAAGACGUGUGAUUGAGCAUCUGGAAGGUCUGUUAGAAACGUUCAAUAGUACUCACCAUCACUUUCACGCCUAAUCUUCCUUGGUAUCUUUUGUCCAUCUCUUCAAUACGCUCACAGCUCCAGAUUUUCACGAAAACUGUCAAUGUCGGCUAGGAAGAAAUACAUUUCUAGUAUACCAAAUUUGAUGAUAAUUUAUGCAUUUUAUGGCAAUAAAAUGGUAAAUAAAAAAAUACAAAACACAAGGAAUUCAGAUUUUCAGUCACAUACCUGUAUUAUCGAUCGUAUUUCGUAUGGAGAAAACAUAAAGAAACGAGAGGUAAUCACAUUGCGAUUAGGGGAAGAAUGCGUGUUUUUUAUGGGUUACUCUAGAGUAAGCUGCCCCCAUUUAUAUUUUUUGAUUGGACCUAUGACAUUGUUUUACUAUUUGUCCAACUCAGGGCAGAAAAAUGUCGUGACCAUCAUAAGACGGCGCUCAUUUAAAUAAAUCGUAUCUCUACACUUAUAAUUUGUGACUGUCACUAAAGUUGACUAGGAAAUGCUAGCACGAGUAAAAAACUGCGAAACAUGAAACAUAGAGAAAAAAUUGUAUAUUUUGGUAAUCUCAAGCUGAGUGAGCGCUCGUCUUCUGAUCAAUUGACAGAAUUAGAACAGACCAAAAGACGUGAUCAUAUUUAUGAACCACUAAAAGUUUUGCAGUUUUCAUGGCCAUUGCAUUAUUACGAGACUUACAAACGAGGAACGCUCAAAAUCAUUGCAUUUUAUUAUCAAAACCAAUGCUCUGUUAAAAAUGUGGAUUGUUUUGUGUUCAACUUUAACAUAGUACAGAUUACGUCACGUCGCGUACUCAAUUAUAAGGUAAAUUAUGUUGGUUUGUCCAGUUGAAAAUAUGAUCAUUGUUCACUUUUUUAAAUGCUCUAAUUCAGCGCACCUGUGUCAAAUCAAAAAUUCAAGUGCUACAGAAAAUAUAAAUAAAAUUGUGUUUUUUAGGAUUUACAGUAGUUUUAUAGGAUAUUUUUACGGAUUCACAUGUUUUAAAGGUUUAUUACACCAACCUUCUAUUGGUGUCAAUACGCCCCUCAUUAGAGCUAAUUUUUAAUGAAUCACCAGAUGAUUAUUUUGUACGCAUUCAGACCUUUUCUGGAUUAUACUGCCGUUCUACGCAUAAAACGUUGUUUUUAUGCAUAAUCCUUCGAAAAAACCCAAAAAACUUAUAGUUUAUUCCCAACUUUUGACAAAACAACAUCAAGCUCAAUUGUCCCAUGUUGAUGUUCUAUUCAUAACUGUCCCACCAUGUAUUUUUUGUAAAUCUAUAUCGAAUAAGUCGGUUCAAGUACGAGAAUUUCAUGUCACACUUUCAGCAGGCCUGCCUAAUACCUAAUAACAAUGAGAUUUAUAUUAUGCGAAGGUGUUGCAGAUCACUCAUUUCUUCAUAAAACGAUGUUUCUAUGCAUAAUCUGUAGCGCCCGAGCGGUCUGGGGCACUUUUCUUUUUUGUUCUAUCGAGAGAAACAACUGUUCUUCUCGAUGUUCAACUAUCAACUCUUUUAUUUUUUCUCUCUAAUCCUCAAUCCCUCUGUGAGGAUGUACAGAACUCUAGAAACGUUAGAACUAACUUACUGGCUACCUGCUAUGUGUAGGGAAUUGUCCACUUGCACAGUAUGGAAAAUUCCAUCGUUCCUGUUGGAAAAUCCUUGGUUGGAUUCUCCCCUAUCUUCAGUAGGAAUCUUUCUUAUAGUAAAUACUUAUUCAUGUUGAAAUUGUCUGAGAUGUUCUAUUCGUGGGAGAGGGUCACUGCAAAUCUUUCGGAAAAACACAAAAAAAAAAUUUGAUUCAGUGAGGGGAUCUCAUACAUUUCAUUAAACAAUAGUAUAGUACUUAUAAAAAAACCCGAUGUAUUCCUAAAUUGAAAAGCUUAAAGCUUCUGGUAGCAAAUAUGCGAGAAAACGAAAUUUUCUGAGUUGCUGAUUUUGGAACAUGGGACAACUAUGCGUAGAACGGCAGUAUAACACUUACAAAUAUUGUAAACAUUAUGCUUGCACACCAUUUGUAUCAAAUUUAUGUAUCUACAUCAUGUAAUUCAUGGAUCUCGAUGACCUCAAUUCUGAUCAUGCUUUGUCCGAUGCGCUGAUGUUGGUUUGUCCACAUGAUUACUAUGGCAACCGUUUGACGCACAGCAGUUUGUUUGUUUUGUCUGGUUGUUCGUCGCACGAAGCAGCAAUAAAGUUUUUCUGUAUUGAGUGCUGUUUACUUUUAAAAUGUCCAAGAAAAGGCAAUACUCUGAAGGAAGCUUAUAUUAGUAAUGAAUCAAUAUGAUGACAGUAAAUCCAAGCAAUGAGAAAUUCAACAUCUUCUUGAAAAUUUGAUUUUUUGACGUAGAACUACGUCUUUCAUUAAGGGUGCCAAAUCAGAAAACAGGUCACGUUUUUAUGAAAUAAAGUUAACGUUAAUAACUAUUUUUGGCGCGAAAGGAUUAUGGCGAUUCACAUACCAAACGAAUCGUAAAUUCCCUAAGAUUUUGAUAUGUUAUACAUUACAACCCCAUGAUGUGUAAAUGGUUAAAAUUAAUGAAAACUAUAAGCGUUUCCAUUUUCCCAUACAUUUGUUCUGUCCAUUUGUGUGCUUUCCCGAACAGAGCCGCCAAUAACGGGCAAUAUAUGGACGAGUAACGGAGGGGAAAUCGUAAGUCUUAAAGUCUCCGUGAACAAAGGAAAAUAAGAAGAACGAAGGGGAAUAUUUGCCUAGAGUAUAAACAGUGUAUCUCGCUGAGGCAAACUUUCAUUCUUCGUGAGGACACAGACUGAACAACAUCGUUGCUGGGCGAGCUGGACGGUGAAGAGUGGAAGAGAGACGAAUGAACUGAAGAAGUUUAAAGUCUCACAUGUCUUAGUUUCGGAUUGAGCUGUGGACGCGACUAACUCGCUGAUGUCUCUAGCAUUGCAAUAAUUGCAUCGAACUGACGCCAUCGCACUAACGUUCUUAGCUACACUAUUGUGUGGGGAAUCAUCAAGCUAGGCUAUCGUCAGCUCUCCAAGAAAAUAAAUGAUCUGGAAUUUUUGUGAUUUGGGUUCGCAUGACGGUAACAAAACUCUCGCCACAAAGGAUGACAGCUAAGCUUAUCUAGACCGGCAAUAUUAACAAAAGGGACUUCUGUUGAGAAGAGCCCAAAACGGAGAUAAGUGUGUGCAUAUUUAAUUGCUUCAAGCUAUCGAUAUAUGGAUAUUUGUGUGUGUACGUCCGUGCGUUUUGCAUACGUAUUGCGUCGAUCCGAGCAAGACGGGUCUAUGGUACUAGGUGAGGCCGUUUCGUCACUAAGUUGGUUAGGGGAGCGGGGAGCACGGAAGAAAGCAGAAGGGGAAUUAUUUGCUUGUAGCGUGAAAGAGACAGACUGAUCACGAGCAAGCUUCGGCACUAGUGUAUUGUGUUUUGUUUACAAACAAAGCACAGUAGACUUCCAAGAUGGCUGAAGAGUGGUUUUAGCAAGUUGGCCCACCUUAGGAUAUACUUCUACGCGCCUUGGAUCCGAGCGUGAAGGCAAGGAGGGGAGAUAGCGGGAGGGGAAUAUUUGCGCUAGGAUAUUAGUAAUGAAUCUCUGCUGAGUCAAAUAUUCAGCCUUUUUCCAAGCAGUUGAUAUUGUUUGUUUUCCGUCAUCAUAAAGGUUUUGUUGGAGCCUUUUACAUUGUAUCAAUGCAUUGAACUGACGCUAUGGCGAAGCAGGUGUUAAGGUUGUGCACCAAAAAAUUAUUUGGGGAAUACCAAGUUAUUCAAUAAGUUAUAAUAAGUUAUUAAUUUUUUGCCAGUUUCCAGUUGCAAAACUCCCUUAAACUAGGAUUGCAUUUGCGAUAAACUUGAUUAUAAUGAAGCAGUGCCAUUCUUUUCGAUGUUGUUGAAAUUAACAGAAAGAGUUUAUUUCGUUUAUUUAGUCACCAAGAAAGUAAAUGUCGUUCUGAAAUUUUGUAAGUGAUUUGCUUUUGCUUGCCAGUAGCAAAACUUUCUCCACUAAAGAUGACAGCUGCGCUUAUCUCGAGCAUGUAUUGUUUUGCGAGCACAAGAAUGAAUCAUCAAUCAAUUAUCGUUAAAUGAUUCUACAAGAAAAAAAAUAUUUCAGGGCGAUCAAACUGGUAGAAUGGUUAUUUCUACAAUUUCGUAGCAUUAUAAAAAUAAUAUUCGCAGUUAUAAACAAGCGACUUGAAUUGAACUACAGCGUACAGCGUGUCUUGAACACAACCUCCUAUAAUUUUUGACGUAGGACUACGUCUUUCAUUUCUAUACCGGGGUGUAAAAUCAAAGUUUCGAAAACGAAAGCGUUACGCUGGAGACCGAGAUUUUGAGCGUAAAUAGCUCCUAAACAACUGAACGAAAUGGUAUGAUAAACACUUCAUUCGAAAGAUAAAAUGUCUACGCGUUCUAUGCUUGUUACUUUCUGAUCCAAAACCUUGUUUCAAUAGUCUUAAAAUUGCUUUCAAAACAGGCUAUUGAAAUCACCAAUCGGUAUAAAAGCGAGCGCCGCUCGGAAAUCCACUCAGUUCAAAUUGAACAGCGAUUGGAGCAUGUUGUCGCUGUUGUGGUGAAGCUCUUCGUUUAUCAUGAAAGCGCGGAUGAACGGUGCCGCCAAGAGACUGUUUGUGCACCUUAGGCCAGAAGGGAAUCCAUCAGGAGGAGAGUGAUGCCACAAACGGUUCCCCGGGAAGAUCUCGAAGCAGCCGCUACACACACAUACACGCGCGGAAUUCUUUCCAUUCGGAUGCAAUUUAGCAUCGAGAAAGAUCCGGGAAAUAAUCUGCCAGUUCCUCUGGGAAUUUAAAAAUACAUUCAUGUGAAAGAGUUUAUUUGAAUGUUUUCUAUCCAUGUAACACUGUGACCAAAUAUGUUUCAAUCAAGUGCUAUUAACAGAUGGUUAUCGAGUUAGCAUUAACCACUGGUGGGCUUCCAGUAUCGAGGAAAAUGUGGAAAUAUCCAAUCGUUACUGAAAAUAAUCUGCCAGUUCCUCUGGGAAUUUAAAAUUACAUUCAUGUGAAAGAGUUUAUUUGAAUGUUUUCUAUCCAUGUAACACUGUGACCAAAUACAUUUGGUUUUGUGAUUUUUCAAUCAAUCGCAAUUAACAGGAUAGCUUCUGAAAAUUAUUCUUCCCCAUCAGUAGGAUAUUUCCGUAUCCAAUAUUGGAUGCAUAAAACCUUGUGCCUCCAACGUAACGCUCUCGUUUUCGAAGUCCCCCAAAUAUUCAUUCAUUCAGAAUGAAUUCAGAUUCAACUUCAAACAAAUGAUCUCUAAAUCAACGAUAGUCCUACGUCACCCUUGCGGUUAUACCAUAGAUAUAACCCACUUCCUGUUUUUUUCAUUCAAAUAUGGUAAUUUUUAAAACCAGACAAACCAUGAUCAUUUUUCGGACAAACAAUUAUCAUAAUUUCUGUUUGAAAAAAAUCGUUAAAAAAACGUAAAAAAUUGAAAAUUUUUAACACCUUAUGGUAUUAUUCGUUACUAGAGACUUGGGGCUCUUCAACAAACCCAAACUCGUACUUGAUUACAUGUGGUUUCAAUGUAGUAAAAUCGAUUCGCAUUUACUAGUUGCGUGAAGUCACCCAAAAUCGGACAAACCAACAUCAUUUAGCUUAAUCUACACCCAAGCUAACGUUGUCAAAAAAUAUAUCUUUUAUUGUGUUUAGGCAAUCUAGUCAUAAAAAAAUUUCUUCAUAUUUCUGAAGUUUAGGCAUUGGCAUAGAAAUGACUUUUCGAAAAUCUUAUUGUCUUCCGAUUUAUAGCCAUUUUAGUGAUGCGGUACGGCCGCAACCAUUAAUAUCUCAUGUUCUACUAAACCGAUUAAUGUCGAAUUUAUAUGAAUACAAUCUGUAUGUAUCUCUCUAUCGCAUGAAUCAAUAACAGUAGUUUUUUUUAAAUUUUACAAUUUCAAAAAAAAAUCAGGAAACGAGAAAAAAACCAUUGAUAAACCUUUUUUUUUUUUUCAAACGGCCGCCACAUUGUCAAAAAACAUGUUUUAGACUUUUCAGAGGUUCAUGCGAUAGCGACAUCUUUACAAAUAAUCAGAAGGGCUGUGUAUACCAUGGCACAUCUUUUUUUUUUUUUGACCCCCUCACUUCAUUAGCUUUCAACUUUUCUUAUUAUAAAUAUGUUUUCCGUUCAAUUUUAUUCUAUUUUUUCGGAGCUCGUAGAAGCUUGGAAUUGUACCAAAAAAAAAUCCCAAACAAUGCCAAGUACGGAUUGAACCAAGGCCGGCCGGCUGAGUUUCAAGGCAGUUCCACACAACCACGAGAAUGCACGAGAAUAUUACACCACGUUUUAAAAUGAGAUGGGAUCUUAUUUCACUCUCAGCAAACACGGAAAAUGUUUGCUGAGAGUGAAAAGCAAACACGGAAAAUGUUUGCUGAGAGCGUAAACACGAAUGCGUGCUAAUCAGGCCCCGGCCAAGAGGAUAUGAUCCGCGAGUCAAGAUGUGUCGCAAAUUUAGCUGUCAUUGCCAAACUAUCAAACUUCUCGGUGAGCUCAAGGCAGAUCUAUGGAACAAGGUGCGCCCAUUCGCUAAUCAUAUUUAACUCGAAACAAUCGUCAAAUUCGGGAAAAUUUAAAGAAGUCAGUUUUGCAAUCUUAUAAUUUGAAUGGAGAUUCUUAAGUUAUUCGAUUACUUAAAACACGACGCUCUCUUAACCAUUUGGAACAACACACAACAUUUACAAAAACUCUCCAUUAUAAUAUAAAAUCAUCAUCAGACAAUAUUCCAGUUCAAUAUUACGUAAUACUAUAUUGCAUAGAAUACAUAUUCGAAAUAGAAAAGUAAAUUUUCAUUCAUAAUUUUUUUAUUUUAGAAGUGUGUUAAUGCCAUCCUGUAAAUUCAUGGCUGUAGAGUGGUUUUCACAUUUUGACCCACCUGGCACUGUGUUAAGCGCCUUGAUUUACACCAGCUUGAGAGUUUGGCAGUUCUCGCAAGUGACAGUGGUCGUAAAUUGCAUUUGCGACCCGGACAUGUUUGACGCUGUCGAAUGCAGUUUAUUAGUAUAUGGAUCUAAUCUAUUUUGUCUCUCAUUUUGCUCUCUUAUAUUGCUAUGGCAUGUAUUAUAUAGUAUACACAAACUCUCGCUUGAGUAAAUGCCGUACCAGUAUGGGUGGAUUUAAUGUAAUGUAUGAGGAUGUCAAAAAAUGUGCUAAAUGUUUAUUUUUGGUCUUCGUCUUUAUCCUCAGGUAUGCACUGCGUGGGAUAUGUUGUGUUCUAUGGAUUUUUGACGUAGAACUACGUCUUUCAGGAAGGGUGCCAAAUCAGAAAACAGGUCACGUUUUUAUGAAAUAAAGUUUAUGUUAAUAACUAUUUUCACUGUGAACGAAUUCUAAUUAUUUGCAUACCAAUCGUAUCGGAAAUUCUCUAAGAUUUGUUUGAUAUGCUAUACAUUAAAAUUCGCUAAUCUCUAAAUGGUUUAAAUUCAUGAAAACUGGAAGAACUUCCUUUUUUCCCAUACAUUUGUUCUGCCGAUUUGUGUGCUAACCUUACCCGUAUUCCGAAUGCUUAUAACUCGAACAUUUCUUAACAGAUCGGAAAGAUGUUUGUAUCAAUUGAUAGGAAAUAUUUCUACGCGUCUAUCACAAUUAAUAAAAUAUUAUUUUUCAUGAGAUGAACAAUUGAAUGAAUGUAAAAUGUCAAGCGUUAUCUAAACGCCCUAACUGCCAAGUUUUGAUUGUCCCGAUUUACGGUUUCCCCAACACAGACUUCAAAAUCGAUGUACCUGUGGAAAUCCGCUCUGCAAAUAUACAUGCAAGUCGGGGGUAUUUUUGUUCCCACCGAGCUGUAUUUCCCUAACACGGACUUCAAAAUCAAUGUGCCUGGGGGAAUCCGCUUUGUAAAUACUUGCAAGACGGGGGUAUUUUUUGUGUUGAGUACUUUUGUACUUGCUUGUAGUUGUACAGACCGGAAUAUGUUUCCCUAAAACGUACUUUUAAACUGAGAAUCCUGGGAAAAUCGUCAUUUCAGAUACUAGAGGUGAAUGAACUUUCGUGGUUCGAGAAUUACGUAAACAUGAGAUGUGUAAUAAUUUCAGAGGGAAAUGUUAAAUACAGUGAUCGUUUGACAAUUUUUACGUUCACAUAUUUUUGUAGUCCUAGGCAUCAUAGCAAAAGUAAAAGGACGUUCAUCAAAUUUAUUUGUAACAAAGAACAUAAUCUAUUAAAUAAAGUUCGAUGCAUUCUAAAAUAAUAUUCGAAGUGGUAAACAAGUGGAUUGCAUAAUAUAGUUGCGUAGAUCUGCGUCCAAAAUAUGCGGUCGUGUCCUAGAUGCAACCCCUUACAAUUUUUUUUAUCCCAUCUGUGUAUUUUUAUUACUAGGAUCAUCUAGUAGCAAUUCAUUUGUUACAGAGCCGAAUUUAUCGUAUACAUUUCUCUCAUGUUGUUAUAUUAUCCAUAUAGGCGUCAAAGUAUUCCUAUCUCAUCGAUACACAUUUUUAUCUUUGUUGAUUGAUUUUUUGUUUUUAAAAGGCUUUGAACUUUGCAGUUCAUUUGCCUCUAACAUUUUUAUCUAUUACACAUUAGCCAUUUAGGCGGAAGAGUAUUCAUUCCUAUUCUAUCGAUACACAACACAUGUCGCGUUUUUCGGCGUAAUAAUAUUUCUAUUGUUCGAAUGUUCACAGUUGGACACAGCGGGACUAUUGAUAUGAGGCUUCCAUUGUUGUGUUUUGACGUAGGACUACGUCUAACCUUUCAAUAUAGAGGUCCAUUUCAAUAUUUCGGUGUGAGAAAGUGUUCAAUUUUUGAACGCUAAUACCUCUUCAAUUAAUGAAUGGAUUUUGGUUCCAAAUACACACAUUCAUAGGAAAUAUCCUCAGCAAUUGUUUAUAUGCUACACAAUACGGGUUUUCAGCUCAAAAAAGAAGAAAGAAUUCCCUACUUUCCCAUACAUUUGCACAGCUAUUCAUUGCAAGCAACCACGAGUACGGGCGAAACGUAUGGACAAGGUGAAGGAGGGAGACAAAAAAAUAGAUUAUAAAUAAAUAUAGGCGGUCGCUACAACCUUAACUAUAUGGCUAUAUAAAGUGAGCGAUUGUGGGGCUUGGCCACAUUCUAUCAUCGGACGCCAAGCAGGAAAGACGCUAUCUUGAAAUUAAUUUUCAGCGUAAGAGAUAUCGCUGCAUUUGCCGGGGAUGUAUGCGGUGCGAUACCGCAAGAGUGAGAGACAAGAGUUUCAAUGGGAUGUGGAGCAGGAGAGCCUAUCGAAGUGUGUUAAAAGCGGUGGAAGCAUCGCGCCGGGUGAAUAAGUGGCUAAUCUCGCUCGAUUUGAUAGAAUGUUGGAGUUUUUAAACGGUUUUGUUUUGCUGUGACAUAUUUGUAUGUUUGUAUGUAACAUGUUUGUCUAUGGCGCUGUACCACAUUAAUUGAAAUUUGACCCCUUUCCUGUUGACCGCUUGAUUUGAAUUUUGAAACACAGCUUUAUCUCUGCAGUCAUUAUAAAACUGCGUAUUUCAUGAUCUUGAAAAUCCGGCGACCGCUACAAAAUGGCGGAUUACAUAUUUUCUCAUCAAUCACCCCAUCAAUAUGGGUAUCAAAUGAAAGACUUGACUAGUAGAACACAGUUAUUCAUGAGGAGUACAAAGCCCAAUUAUAUCACGAUACCAGACGGUAAAUUCCUAUUACGAUAUCCUUGCCAUCAACUGUGUGUUCGUUGCCGGCUGAACAAUAACCCCUACAACAUUUUCACCGCACGUCAUUUGAACGACAAAUUUUGAUUGAAUGAGUUUAUUAUUUUGAGUGCUGAAGUUUUAUUAUUUUUUUCUGUAUUAUAGUGAUUUUCAACACUUUUGGAUGGUUCGUCACUUUUACUUCCAUUUUUGGAAGAAUGUCGGGAGUGAGAAUUGAACUCGUGACCUUGAGCGUGAGAGGUACGGAUGCUACCACUACGCCAAAUCGCCUCCUCGGUUUUAUUUUAUCCUUUGAUUUUGACGUAGGAUUACGUCCUUCGGAAACAUAUGGGGGUACAAAUUGAAAAACGAAAAUCGAUCGCAUCGUGAAAAAUGUCCAAUUGCAAACGCUUAUUGCUCAGUCAUUUCAUGGUGGAUUAAUGAGAUUUUUGCAUCAAACGAUUUCGACACUCUAUAACAAUUUUUCACCUUGAAUAAAAUAAUAUAUAUCAUGUAACUAAUUAUCGAACAAUUGAAAAAUCUCAACCCCUUUCCUAACGGAAAUACCCACUUCUGAUUGGUCGAAAUUGACGACACAUGCGGCGGGUCCCUAACAGAGACAUCAAAACCAAGCUGCCUGGGGGAAAUCGACAAUGCAAAUACAUGAAAGUAGAGGGCAUUUUUAUAUUGCAAGUAAGGUGAGCGAUACGAUUAAUUCUAGUAAAUAAAAUUUAAAUUUGGAACUUUAAAGUUGGUUGUUUCGUGAAAUUUCAUUUCAAUGACCGAUCGUGUAUUGUGAAAAAAUUAGCACAAGUGUAAGUGUAAAAUUGUAUAGGUAGCAUUUGUGUAAAAAUGACUUGAUAUAUGAAACGAUUUAUUUCAAUUUUCAUACAUAAAAACCAAGGUGCGUUCCCGCUCAAGAACGGGUCGUUGCUGUCUGUCUGUUUUGUUGUGUUCAUUUUCACCCAGGGAAAGUUUAUACGACGAGAAAGAUUGGAAAAGUGAAGAAAUAGUCCCAAUUAAAAUUCGCAUUGGGUUGAAUAAACACUCAGAAAGUAAAAAUUAUAAAAGAAAAUUACUUUUCCAUUUCAAAUAUGAUUUCUCUAUAUUAAAGUAACAUGUUUUUACUUUUGAGAAAAAAUGAUAAAUGUGUUCGGUAUUGGUAACUAUCUUAUGUUACAUUGGUGAGUUUUUUUUCAUUAUUUCAUCCAUACAUAACACAGGAGGCAUCUCGUCUAGGAUCACAGAGAGCGGUACUCAUCAUAACUCGUUCCACUUUGGUAUCUUUUGUCUGAUACGUACCAUCCAACGACUGUUUACCAUCCUUCUGUCAUCAUCACUCGGUAAACACUGGUGGAGUGAACAAACAAUACCCAACAACCAAACAAAACGGCCUUUUUCAGGGCACCGAAUCAUUAUCAAAGAAUUUAACGAUGUAAUUCUUCAAACAUACCCAAAAUUAACAGAUAGCCUAACGGAAUCCUACGUCAGCUAUGCGGUCGUGUCUCGGACACAACCCUCCUGUGACUUUUUUUCUGUAAUUUUGUACAUGAAAAGUUGAUCAUUCUGGGAUCUGUGCUCCAUGAUAUUCGAAUAAUGGACACCCCUUGGUGUAGUCCUACGUCUCUCCGGUUAUGUCCCCGACAUUACCCAGCCGUCUUUUAUAUUUUUAAAUAGCAUCAAUUACCGAUGCAAUAGACCGAUCGUAUGUGGAGUGAGAGGCUGGGAUCACCAUCACAUGAUGAUUGAUGCAUGGACGUUGUAGCUAGAAUAACACCUAAAGAUGGUCAGUUGAGGGCCCUGAGUUAUAAGCUCAUAAUUGUUCGCUUAGUAGCGGACACGCAACCAAUGAGGCUACGAAGACCCCCUAUGAUUGAAGAUUGCUCAAUGGGUUUGUUGACAUUCUUGUAGCAGUUCAGGGCUGUCGAUGUUGCCUUCGGAUAAAAUCAAACGCAAACCACCUGGAUCGUCUGGCUGAGAAAUUCUUCAUGAUUAACAUGUUAAUCGAGUCGUGUCACAGGAGUUGCCUAAACGUAUAUCGGGUAGCUAUUUUGUAUUCGAAAGAGCCGGUAUCAUAAAUUUUACGCUCGAACUACCUAAAACUUAGUAAAAAUACUUGAAAAAGUAUCAAACGCGUAGCGCAGCGGUUUAAAAAAAAAAUUCGUACUUUAUGCAACAAUAUAUCAUUUCAUAUUUUUUCAAUGAAAAAUGAAUUCUAAUGUCUAGUGAAUCUGUUCACGAAACAAAUCGCAAUGGACGUAUUGUUUGGGAUGAAAUAUCAAUAACUUUGAGUGAAGUUGAGAUAUUGACGAGCUCUGCAUCGCAAAAUGUUUGUAUCAGUAUGUUCUAAAAGUCUUUCGAAGACAGCUCGUUUGUAUAAUUUGAAAUAUAAAAAAUAGAACAAAAACAAACAGUUUUUUUAAUGGUGACCCGAUCGUAAAUUAGGAAAAAAACGCGCUAUAUCAGUUAUUUCAAGAGAUAAAAAUCUAUCUAUAAAAAUAAGAAAGCUAGAUUUUUUGAUUCAUCGAAAAUGUUGGUCACCCUAUUUUUGGCAAUAUGAAAAUGAGCGCUCUAUCAUAUGUAACAACUUUGUCGAAGACAGUUUUUGUCUAGAGAAUAACUGUCGAGUUCUAAAUGCUAACUUCCACUUAAAUGCAUCUCCUGGACCAUUGUGCAUUGGUAUCAUUGUCAGACGUUACCAUUGAUUCAAGGUAAACAAAUUGGUCCACUACCUCGAACUCAUCGCCGUGGGUCAUUAAACUAUUACCUAGUCGGGUCCUGUCAUGCUCAGAUCCGGAAUCCAACAUGUAUUUGGUUUUAGACGUAUUGAUUCUCAGUCCUACUCUCUCUGUUUCGUACAUAUGUCUCGGGUAAUGUUCUGCUACCGUCUCAUAAGUUCUGCCGGCAAUAUCUACGUCAUCAGCGAAGGAGAAUAAUUGACUGGAUCUAUUGAAAAUCGUACCACGCAAGUUAAACGCCGCUCGUCUCAUAACAUCCUCUAGCGCAAUGUUGAACAGCAGGUAAGAAGAGACUAUCACCUUGUCGAAGCCCUCGGCGAGACUCGAAUGAUUCAGAUAAUCCACCCGAUAUUCGCACACAGCACUGUAUUCCAUCCAUCGUAGCCCUAAUCUGUCUUGUCAGCUUCCCAGGGAAGCCGUUUUCGCCCAUGAUUCCCCAUAGCUCUUUUAGUGUUAUUGAAUCAUAUGGGGCUUUGAACUCGAUGAAUGGAUGGUGCGUUGGGACUCUCUACUCUCGGCAUUUCUGGAAGAUCUGCCGCUAGGUGAAUAUCUGGUCAGCAGUAGACCGACCUUCGAUGAAGCCGGCCUGAUAAUCACCCACGAAUCUGUUUGUCAGUGGCGAUAGACAACGGAAUAUGAUUUGGGAAAGCAUUUUGUAAGCGGCAAUCUGGACGGUGAAUGCACGAAAGUUUUCACAAUCUAGUUUGUCGCCUUUCUUGAAGAUAGGGCAAAUAACCCCAUCUCUCUACUCCUCCGGUAGCUGUUCUGUUUCCCAAAUUCUGACAAUCAGGCGAUGCAGAUAACUAACCAACUUUUCCGGGCCUCCACAUUUCGUUCACUUCACGUUCGUUCGUCAGUAUACUCUCAUCCUUAUCCUGACACAUUUCUGCUCGUGGCACGAAGCCUUCUCGGGAUGUAUUGAGUUUCCGGUUAAAACUAAUUGAUGUGACGGAUGAUUCAUUCAAUCUGAUUUCAAUCUACACUACUACUCCCCCUGACACGAAUCCCGUUACUCGCGAACGAAAACUUGAAAUCUGAUGCAAAAAUUAUCAGGUAUGCCAAUACCUGAUAAGUGCACAACAGCGUGUAGUUUGGGAGGAAUUCAAAGCAAAAUUUUAGUUCAAUUUUGUGAAAAAAACAUACAAAAAACGGGUUCAUAUCAACAUAAAUCACAAAUUUAGUUUCAUAUGCGUGAAUGAAUUUCGUGUACGAUACAAAAAAAAACUAACUCACCUGUAGUAUAUGUCAAACCACGUUGAACUCAAACAUCGAUACAUGCAUACGUCAUACAUGAGACAGAAAAACGAAUUCAUUUUGGGGGGAGUCACUUCAAAAUUCAUUGAAGUCCACUUGAUGGGGAAGAAUUAAAUGAAAUAGUCGAGUCGUAGAGUUGGAUAGCAACUAAACGCCCAAAUGUCAUGUUCACGGAGAAACUGCUGGAAGAAGUCAAAACUCAUUUCAUUCAUUCAUAGAGGUCACUAUUGUUAGUUGAAUCAAGAUGGGUCUAUGGUACUAGGUGAGGCCGUUUCGCCACUAAGUUGGUUAGGGGAGCGGUAUAUGAAACAGUACGGAAGAUAGCAGAAGGGGAAUUAUUUCCUUGAAGCGUGAAAGAGAGAGACUGAUCACGAGCUAGCUUGGGCACAAGCGUAUUGUGUUUUGUUUACAAACAAAACACAGUAGGCUUCCAAGAUGACUGAAGAGUGGUUUUAGCAAAUUGGCCCACCUUAGGAUAUACUUCUACGCGCCUUGAGUUGAAUAUGAUUUUGCCGAGCCUUCGUUUCGAGAAUAUGGCGUUAUUUUCCACAAAACACGCACAACAAUGGAUCAAUUGAGGUUGAGCAAUAAUUCUCUUUUUUGUGGACCUGUAAAUAAGUCGACUGGGUCGUGUGAUUUGACACUUCUAGACGACUUUUCAUGGAGUUACAUACAAUAUAGUCUCUCGUCUAUACGGAUAAACUCGCAACGAUUGAAUCAUUGGAAGACAACAUGUUGCAAGUCAUUGAUGAGGUAUAAGCCGAAAUGCUCGAAAAAAAAUAUUGUGUUGUGUCCGAGACACAAAUGCAUAGUUGACAUAGGAUUACGUUAGACUAUUCACUUCAUAAUGUUCAAAAAUAUAUUUGAUAAAUUACAUUACUAAGCUUUUUUGUAUAUUUGUGGCCUUGAAAAUGCUGAAACUAAAAUAAUUAGGGAGUCUUCGUAGCCACUUAGUUGCACGUUCGCUUACUAAGCGAUCGAUCGUGAGUUCAAACCCAGGGCCCUCAAUUCACCUUCUUUGUGUUGUUAUAGAAUAACAACGUCCACGCAACCAUCAUCAGCGAUGGAGAUCGAUCCACGGUCUAAUGAAGAUCGAUACAACUGCUCUGCAAGAAACAUCGGGCUGUGUUUCUAUUAAUAACACUACAAUGAUCAUAUCAACUAUCUCCGCUGUCCGGUCUGCUGAUCGAUGGAAGAACAGAAAGGGCAUUCCUUACGCCGAAAUGGCUACUACUACUGUGUACUUUACAAUUUCUAGAACCAUAAACAUGUACAUGUACCCGAUUAAAACCCGGCUCUGUUACAGCUAAAAUGCUAAUGAGCCUAAAUAAAUAAACAAAUGAAAUAGAAAAAAAAGAAUUUGCAGCGAUUGAUUCAGUAAUUUCAAAAUUGUAUUAAAUUAUUUUCCAGCGAAACUGUUACCAAAUAGUGUCAAUUUACUCCUAUACUAGACGUUUCACAAAUUUCGGCAGGAAAAUUCCAAGAGACGUUGGCGGGGAGGUUAUGUGUGUAUCGCACUUAACCUUAACCUUCGUUGGCCGGUGACAAGCUCAAAAAAUAGAUAGCUCAGCGAUCCAUUUUCGCCAGGAAAUUCGACCGGCUGUAACAGGAAAUGCCCCUGUUUCUGCUGAUGUAGUUGUAUUCUACUUUUCACUGGAGUUCCUUUGGUUUGUUGUUUUGACUACUAUUCGUUGGUAGACCGCGACUUUUAUGCGUUUCUGACUGACCAAUGAAUCGCCAAGGGGUGAAGCUUACGAUGCAGUUUUUGCUAUUCUUCAGGUAGCUGAUAAGCUAGCGAUCUGCACCAAUGAAUGCGAAAUUCUCUAGGUUAAGUACAAGAGCUGUCGCUGCUUGCUUGUAUCCUCGGUGAUGAUAAUGAUGUCUUGAAUUAUAGAGGCUUAAAAAUGUGAAUUUGGAAAACUAAAACUAGAGACGGAUGAGUUCUCCGAGUUUGAAGCCUCUAGCAACAACAAAAUCAACAAAUUAAACUAAACACUUGGCCUUCAGAAACAUAUGAUAUGUGUGACGAACAUCAGUAGAAAAUCAAGCACAUGCCAUAUUUCCAGCUGUAUGACACCCGCCAUGUUUUUGGUGCCAACAUCUCAAACAUCAAAAGUAUUUGUUUUCUUCAAAACAGCGAUCCGCGUUGGCGGCAUUGUGAUUCGUUUACUAGUUUAGGGGAGCGUCAACGAAUAGCUGAUUUUCAGUCGGAAUGAACGUUUUCAAAAUUAAAAUUAUGAAUGAAAAUUAGCUUUUCUAUAUCAAAUUAGCAUUCUAUUUGAAUUAAAAACAUUUUUGUUUGCAGGUGGUGAAAAAGUCUCUCACGAAAAUUGUUUAUGAAGACAAUUUUAUAUUAUAACAAAAAAAUCAGCAACACUUUUGGAAUUGUAUAGCCAUAUGGUUUAAUGAAAGUCAGAAAUACGUGUUUCAAGUAAUUAAAUAACAUUAUGUGAAAAUUUUCAAUCAAAUUUUAAAAUUUAAAAACCGGCUUCGUGUCUUCUAAUCUGAUAGAGAUUACACCAACGAGUUUGGGACACAAAUUAUGGCCCUAAUUUGAAGUCGCCACCAGACGUGGACACCAUCGCGAAUCACCAAUUUACCACCAUCUGACAUAUCGUGAUGUCGAUGAUGAACUUUUACAUCAGAGGGAUAGUGAGAUAUGCGAUGACAGUAGGUAGAGUGAGAUAGCGAUAAUCGUGUCAUACACCUGCAUAUUUCGUUACACAGUCCCGUAUCUGUAUUGAAUGAGCAACUGGGAGAACACAGAUUGCUUGUGCUAAUCGACCAAUCAAAACGCGAGAUUUCCGUUUGGAUAAUUGACAUUGACAUUUUCCAAUUGUACGAUAUUAGCUUCAAAAAAUAUAUAACAUUCUUCAUUAUAAUGAAUUCUUGUGAAGUGCCCUAAUCGAUUGAUUCAAACAUUUAGUAAAUCCAGGAAGAAAUGACUUUGCAAUGAGCGUUCGAAAAAGCAAAUUUUUCGCAAUGCUCACAAUUACUCGAAUAAGGAAUCCUGCGUCGAAAAAAACCAUAGUGAUUGGAGACAGAUAAAAAUUCAAAUAUAUGAAUCCAUCCCCAUCUUACGAGUUCAGUACUAUUUGUCUACUUGAAAUUGGGGAUUCAAGGAGAUAAGAAUUAAUUUUACGAAUCGAGCUUCUAACAAACAUUUUCCACUCUGACUCGGCAAAUGUUCUUAUCAUCUGCGAGCAAAGCGAUUUACUUUCACAGUUUUCGGAUAUUGCUAUACUAUGAAAUAAUGUCUCUUAUGAACCUAUAAUCAAUAGAAUAAUAAUUGCUUUGCAAUAACAGUAAAAAUGAUCGUUAUGCUCAUACGACUUGUAUACGAAACGAUUUGAAAUUUCGACGGCAUCAUAAAACUGUCAUGAUUAUCAAAUCAGCGCGGAUUUUCGGGGAUUAACUUUCUACUCCUGCCGCCCGAAACUGAGACUUCGGAAACAGAAAAUCUCAAUGAGAACAGCCUUUAAACGAUGGAAAACAUACACCAUAACGACACGGAAUGAUAGAGAAGUAAUUAAAUAUUGAAAUCCUUCUUCCAAAGUCACUACUAGAUUACCACUUAUCGCAUACGAGCCGGCAUCGCACUAUAUGCUCGAGAGAUGAAAAGGAUGCUACCGCACGACCCUAAAUGAGUCACCAAGUGUGUAGCGACCCUCAACGCCAAGGGAGCUGACUAACACCAACCGUGUGAAAUGCUUAAUCUCUGCACUUUGGGUCCCUUCGGUGGAACGACGGAUUUUACCAAGUGCUAUGGCAAAAACCAACCGCCAGGAUUCAACGGGAUCAAGCAACGACUAGCUUCAUCCCACACGACAUAGUGAGAGAUGGUGUGUCCCUUUGAAGCAGCACUUUUAGCUCUCUCAGUGCGAUGUGCGAUUUGGCAAGGGUGACAUCCCGCGUGGCCAGGAUUUACUGUUUUGUAAUUAGGAUCCUCGAAAGGGGCGAAGAAUCUCUCUCAUUCAUUCACGGAGUGAUGCGAAGAGCAUCCCAUUGAUGGCGGAUUGUCACAUUUUCAACAACUUCAUUGACACUUCAAACCUUACCACUCCCACCUCCAUUACAUGGGUCUAAUUCCCGACGAAAAAAUAUUCAUUCCCAGUCGCAGAUGAAAGCACCUUUCAAUUCUCACCACAUAGAGCUUACCGAACCUCUUCUCGCUUGAAAGCUGUCAGUCUGUUUCAACUAAUGCGCCUUAAUAGAGCAAAGUUUUCAACUAAAGUACCUCCAGUCUGGAACGUGAGUGGCACUUGAGCGGAGGGUUGGGGAUAAACAUAAUAACAACGGCACAUACAAACUAUGAUGAUGACAAGAGACAACAGACAACAUACAUGACAAGCCUCGACGGCAUCGAUAGCGGCCUCAUUUCUCGGGGCUCCCCAAAAACGGUUGCCAUAUUGACAGACAGAAGACCGUAAGCUAGGGGUAACAAAUAUAUUAGCAUAUUCAUAACACGCUCUCAGGAUUAGAGGAAGUUGUAAGCCGGGUUAAAUCUCAUCUUCUCGAAACUCGGUUUAAUUCGUUUAAUAUAUAAAUAUACAUGUACAAGCACAUAUGCACAUAUACACCAAAUAGAUAACAAACAAACAAAAAAUACAGUUGUAUGUAUGCUUCUUCGGUGUGUUUCUUAUACAUACACACAAACACCACCCACUAGGGGAGGGAAAACUAUUUAACGACGACGGGAGCCGAGUCUAGAGUCAAGGGCAGAGGAAAUCAAACCGCUGUCGAGAGUCAAAUGUAUUUUUUUCCUAAACCCCAGCAAUAGCAAGAGGAGGACGACGAUGAUGAUGAUGUACGGCACCGUUUGAUCAGACAAGAAAGAAUCCAGGAAAUUUAACACACGGAGGGGUUAGAAAAACAGUUUCUUUUCCAUCCUCGAGCCACAUCGGAAAACAAACUGUUAUUUCAACCCGAGGCGCUUCAUUUCGAACGCUCGCAAAAAUACUGAUAAUUUCAUCUGUUUACAAUAACAUCCAUCCUAUCAUAGUGCGUAAGUCAGGGCGGUAACGGUAACCAUUCGUAGAAACAAUAAUCUUUAACCAACAGCAAGCAAGCAAAAACAAGAACAACAAAAUUAAUGUGUUUUGUGUGGGUGUCUGUCUAUGUUACAUGAUUACAUUUAUCGAAAACAUUGAACACAGAUUUCAACUAUCGAGCAAAAAGCCCGAAAUCAUGCCAAAGGAUACAGAGAUCAAAUGACGAAACCAAUAUCACUCCCGCCCUCCUUUCUAUCGAGUUUAGUGGAAAUGAAAGCCAUAGCAGAAACACUAGUACCGUUAAAAUAAGUAUAUAUAUUUAUAGUCGAAACGUUGAUGGAUUUGAGCGAGAAAUACUUUAAAACAAAUGUUGAACAUAUUUAGAUUAUAAUGAAAUUAAGAAGAAGAAAAAAACCAGAAGCAUUCGAAAUGUAAGAUAAAACAAACUCUGAUGAAGACAGCAUAAAUGUGAGAUAUAGGCGAUGUACAUAGACUAGCAUAGUGAUAUUAUAAAGUAGGAGGAACAAAAAAGAUGAACCAAAAAUACAAAAAAUCAAACAUAAGUAUAAUAUGAACAAUGUUAUUAACAAAUGAAAAGAAGAUUGUGAAUUUGUUAAAGCUACCAAACAAAAUCAAAUGGAAUAAAUAAAUAAAGAUAUACUGAUGAG